Helobdella robusta is the source of this 1980-nucleotide messenger RNA. RefSeq lists its product as hypothetical. Lineage: Eukaryota; Metazoa; Annelida; Clitellata; Rhynchobdellida; Glossiphoniidae. Bases 1 to 1008 code for a protein of 335 amino acids. The transcript has a single exon. The record is from RefSeq and is a predicted model, not a curated record.
AUGGGCUAUAGAUUAAAGAGAAGCAAGUAUUCCAUGCACGAAGGAGAGGACGCCAGCGACGGGAUUGGCAGUGAGAUGAACAGGGAUGGCAGUGGCAUGAAUGAUGGCGACGUCGAAGGCUACUUCAAAAGCGACGAUGAAUCGGCCGAUAAUUACGACAACGACGACAGUAACUAUUAUGAUAAUAAUUAUGACGGUAAUAAUUAUUACAGUGACCUACCUCCAGGCCGGGGUCAUCAUUACGAUGAAGAUGGAGCUGCUAAUGUUGAUAAUCGUCGUGCCGGUCAUCGCGGUGGCUUCAGUGGCGACCACGACGACCGGGAAGAUAAUAAUUACGGGAGAGAUCAUGAUUAUAGGAGAGGGAGAGGUGGAGGAAGCUACCGCGACAAUAACAGAUACAACAGCAACCAGAGAAGUAAUAGCAACAGCAGAAAUUUUAGAGAGAGAGAGAGAAGCGAUAGUAGGGACAGAUCUAGAAAUUAUCACCUUCAACAAAAUCCACAACAUCUACAGCCUCAUCCUCCAAUCCGUCCUCAACAACAUCAACAGCAGCAGCAAAGGCCUCGCGCUUCCCAACAGUUUGGCCACAGUGCUCACCAUUUCAGUUCUCCACCUUCACAUCAGCAACAAUAUCCCGCACACCAGCGGCAGCAAAGAUUUCCAGCACCGCCACAGUUUGGGUCAGUACGUUUUCAGCAGCACGGAGCAGCACAGCAGCAGCAAGAGGAACCAGAUUCACAGCAACCAAAACAUCUUCAGCAGAAACAACAGCAAGCAGAUGACUCCAACAAAGCCGCAAACAACCAACCACAGUUCCACACCAACGUUCAUCAGCAACAGCAGCCUGGCAACAAGCAACAACAACAACAGCCACAGCAGCAGCUGCAACGUCCUGGCAACAAGCAACAGCCACCGAAACUGAACCCACCACCACUUCCGCCAGGGCAACAUCAGCUGCAGCGUUUUCAAAAUGCACCUAGGCCUCCGAGAUUUAUGAAGCCAGAAUGAGGCUCUGAUGUUUAUAAUUGUGAGGGUUGCAAUUGGGAUUCUGAUGAAAAUAACUGUAAUGAUUUCAACUGCUAGAAUGGUGAUGAUAUCGAUAAUAUUAAUAAGAAUGAUGGUAAUGAUAACGAUUUAUGUAUGUAUGUGUAUAUAUAUAUAUUUUUUUCAAAGUUUAUUCAUAACUAGCAACAUAUCAAAUAAGUGAAUGAUAGUUACGAAGUUGAAUGUGUGUUGAGACACCGAAUGUCUUGUAGUGGGGCCAAGGCUGGUAGCUAUGUGAAUAUUUAAUGAGAAGAGAUAAGAAAGAUAAUUGAGACGGAAAGAUAAUUAAGGAUAAAUAGAUAAAUGUUCUUGUUACACGUACAUACAUACUUACAUACAUGCAUACAUUCAUACAUACAUACAUACAUACAUACAUACAUACAUACAUACAUACAUUCAUACAUACAUACAUUUUACUUCUUAUUAUUGCUGUUAUGAAUGCUAUUAAUAUUUAAAAUUUAUAAAUUGUCAGCAAAUAAUUUUCAUGCUUUGUAUUUAUUUGUAUCUGCUAUCGAUAAUCUUCUCGACGACGAUGACGAUGAUGAUGCUGGAGAUGAUGGAGGUGGUGAUUGGGGUGAUUAAAAUUACUAUGAUGAUGAUGAUGACGAUGACGUAGAUGAUGACGUUUAUGGUGAUGUACGAAUGUAAUAAUAAUUGCUUGCUGAUCGUAACGGCGAUAAUGUCUAUUUUAAAUAAAUAAAUAUAAAAAUAUAUAUAUUUGUGCGUAAUAUUAUGUCAUUUUAUUACAACCAUAAUUAUUAAUUGUACUAAUAAAUAAAUAAUAAUAAUAAUAAUGCUAAGACGUUACAAUUGGAACUGUUCAGUUGGAUCAGUUGGAUUCUUUGUUUUAAUUACAUAUAAUUUUUAUUCAUAUUACCAUUCAUGUUAUUCAUAAUUUGUGUUACUUCCUUUAGUUAAGAUUUCGGUUUUAAAAUA